AUGGAUGUCGUAGAUGUGGCUUUCAUUCAACCCAUCGAGCAUAGACCUGAGCCAAAUUUUAUUGUUGAGGCAGUAGAAAGUCCACUAAUUGACCUCUCUCCAUUACUACAUCCAGAUGAGUUGACAGAAGCUAAGCCAGUUGAGGUAGCUUUGAAGAAGUUUUUUGGUCUACCAUCUGAGGAGAAGCGAAAAGUGCAGAGGGAUGAGGCGAAUCCAUUGGGUUAUUAUGAUAUUGAGUAUACGAAAAACAUAAGAGACUGGAAAGAAGUAUUUGAUUUUAUGGUAAAGGAUCCAACCACAAUACCUGCAUAUUAG
Molecule: messenger RNA, 315 nt
Organism: Papaver somniferum (opium poppy)
Lineage: Eukaryota; Viridiplantae; Streptophyta; Magnoliopsida; Ranunculales; Papaveraceae
Exons: 2
Coding region: 1-315 (104 amino acids)
Source: RefSeq, a predicted model, not a curated record